AUGGAUGGGAAUGAACCACUCUUGAUUUGUGCAAGAGGACAUGAUGCAGGACCUGGCUCAGUUUCUGAGGUCCACCUGAAACAUUUGCUGGCCUUGAAUCUCCGAAAACUUCGAGGAGCCGAGCAUGCUUUCGCUCCCAGAAGCUACAUUUUGCUGCCAGGCGAUUUUUUCAGGGAGGAGUUCAAUAGCUUUGUUUUGGACUUCAAAAUCUCACAAGCUUUGGCGCUUGUGAAACAUGUGGCGUGUGGAGAUGUUGAAGUGACUGGAGCUGGGAUCACCGGCUACACACCAGAAGGAUUAUGGGGUCGGGAACUUCCGACCAUUCGCUGGGAACCAGGGCCGGAAGCUCAUCAGCCGCUCUCAAAUGAGAUGGUUGAUGUGGCCCUGUCCAUCAUUGAAUGCAGGCUAUUUGAAGAUGACAGUAGCGAUCGUAAACCCCUGAGUGAGUUGGAGUGGAUCCAAAUUCGCAGCUUUGAUACCCAGAGUUCUUUGGAAAGCAUAUCAACUGCCCAGGUGGAGAGGUGUAGAAAUACCUGGAGCCGUGUGAAAGAUUUGAUGCCAGAACGUCAGGCAUCGUUGUUACAUCGCAAUUUUUGGGCCUUGAAACCCAGCUGCGGACAGUUUGGCCGCGGAAUUUUGCUGAUCGAUCGCUUGCCGGAAGACCCGGGGCAGCUACUUGAGUGGGCUGCUGCCGUCGGGCGCGGGGGACUUAAAGGUGGGAAUGAUGUCAAGGAAGGCGUUGUGUUACAAAAGCUCAUCGAGCAACCUCACCUGUUGGACAAGCAGCUGCUGGGAAACCUAGGAAAUCUAGGAAACCCAGCUGGAGAUUCAGUUUCUGGAGGGAAAUUCAAGUACAAUCUGCGGAUGAUUGUUCUAGCCACUUUGCGGUCGCCCUGCCGAAUAUGGCUCUACAACGAGGGCUUUGUGAGUUUGGCCCUUUGCCCAUUUACAUCACAACUUGAUCCUUUGAGUCACAUUACAAAUCUGAGGCAAGGUGCUGGAUACGAAAGCCAACGGCGCUGGCCCAUCCGUGAUUUGAAUUCCUACCUAGCAGCUAAAGGCAGACCAUCCUUUGAUGACAGCUUUCGUCCUCAAAUCGAGAGAAUCAUUUCUUCAUUGUUUUAUGCACUAAGUCUACAUCCCACAUCUCUUCUCCCGUUGGAUCCGUGUGAUGAAACGGGCGAUAUGGGCCGGAGUGCUGCUGGAAAGAAGCUUCGGCGUUUCGGCUUUGACUUUCUGAUUGAUCAGACCGAAACUGUUUGGUUUUUGGAAGUGAAUUUCCUGAAGAAUGGCUAUGCCAUCGGGCACGCCCAAAGUGGCCCUGCCGGUGAUGCCAAACGCGACUUCGUCCAGGACUUCAUGGUCGAAGAGACGGCAUUGAGGAAAGCAGUGGCGGGACAAACUCUGCCUGUCUCGAAAUUGGUGACCUUGAAAUCCAGUGAUUCAUGUCAUGAGCCGAUCGUUGGGAUUGCAGAUUGUGCUGCCAGAGACAAUGCGGAUGGAAAAAACAAGAGUCCUUAUGGACCUGGCGGCAUCUACCACGAAAAGCAGGUUGGUUCACUGUGUGCUUUGCAUUGUGUGAACAACCUGCUCCAGAAACCAGCUUACGACGACGGCUUCUUCAGGAUGGUUGCAAUGGAACUGGACAGCGCAGAGAGGAGGUUGUUGGGAGGAGACAACCUGGACUUCGGCAAUGCGCGCAUGGAUGGUUUCUACAAUGUGCAAGUGGUUCAGGAAGUCUUGAGAAAAGGGAACACUCGUAGCGGAGUGCCUAAGCUGGACAUGCUGCCGAUCUCCUCAGAGGCGGCCAAGGAAUGCAAAAUUGACCGGGUGAAGGAAACAGCGUUCAUCCUGAACAAGAAUGAACAUUGGUUCAGCCUCCGAAGGAUAGGUGCGGAAUGGUUUGACCUCAACAGCUGCCUUCCCAAUCCUGCACACUACACCCCUGGGGACUUGGACUUUCACAUUCGUGAUGCUGUCCGAGAAGGCUACAGCGUCUUCGUUGUGCGUGGGACCUUCCCCAAGUGUGAGUUGGAAGAAGAGCACAACCACAAGAAACUUUUAGAAGCAGUUCAAGGUUGUGGACGACCUGGACAGACAUACAGUCUGUUCGCUGGAUCUGGCCAAACAUUGAGUUCUGGCGGAGGGGCUGCCCAACCUACUGCCGCUGCUGCAGCACCUCCUGCUUCAAAUGAUGCAGCUGCUCUGAGGGCAGCACGACUUGCUCGUUUUGGAGGUGGUGGAGGUCCCGCUCCCGCCUCACCCGAAGCGGCACCGGCCCCGCCCACGGCCGCGCCGGCGCCUGCGGCCGCAGUGCCAGCUGCACCGGCUCCACCAGCUGUUCCCGAAGGGAAUCCGGCUUUGGAGCAGCUUGUGAGCAUGGGCUUUGAUCGAGAGCAAUCCAAAAAUGCCUUGGAGGCUGCCAAGGGGAAUGUGGAGCAAGCGGCAGCGACCUUAGUGCACCGAGGAGCGACAUGUGCUGUGGAAAUUGGGCAAUGUCUUGAUUCGACAACUCUGAAACGAACUCUGGCUGGGAGCUUGACUGAGCUUGACAUUUGCCUCAACAACUGGUGCAUUGGCGGCUUCAAGAUGGGUGGCAAGACAUGUCUCAAACUGGCUUCGACCCAAAGCGCUGCAUAUUUGGACAAAGUGGUGCAGCUUCGAGGGACACAGGUGCAACUCUCGCUCUGGGACACGGCUGGUCAGGAGCGGUUUCACUCCUUGGCACCCAUCUACUACCGGGACGCUGACGGUGCAUUGUUGGUUUACGACACCACAGAUGCUGAAAGCUUCAGGAGAGUAGCAAAAUGGGUCGAAGAACUUCAAGUUGCAGGCACCCAGUGCAAUCUGGCCAUCGUCGGCAACAAGUGCGACCUGCAGUCGCAGGCACGGGUUCCCAAAGCGGAUGCUGAGACCUAUGCCAGGAGCAUCAAUGCCAGGCACAGUUUGGCUUCCGCAAAGCUUGGGCAUGGAGUUGAGGAGGCAUUUGGUGCUCUGGUGGAGGAUGUUGUGGCCUCCAAAACGCGAGGUGAUACCGGACGGCGGACGAGAGCAACCCUCCUGGUGGCGGAGGAUGCACCCCCCACACGGAAAGGCUGUUGUGGAGGCAAUUGA
Molecule: messenger RNA, 3114 nt
Organism: Cladocopium goreaui
Lineage: Eukaryota; Dinophyceae; Suessiales; Symbiodiniaceae
Source: the annotation of a GenBank genome assembly